AUGUUUUGUUAUUACUGUUCUCAAGAUGUUUUGCUUAACGGAGAUAUUAGACCAAUACGUUUAAUAGAUGUUUGCAAAAAGGAAAUUGUGAACACUAAACAAAUAUGUGAGAAUUGUUAUAAUGUUGGCAAUAUUUGUAUUAUAACCCAUGUAUGGGGUAAUACUAAAAAAUAUGAUUCACUUCAUACACAAAUCAAAAAUUUGACAUGGGAUGUUGCAUUAAGCAAUAAGAAUAAGCUUGAUGAUAUAUUAUCAGGAUGCAGACAACUCAACGUUAAGUGGUGUUGGCUUGAUACAGUGUGCAUCAAACAGGACGAUGAUGACGAGAAAGCUAUUGAAAUACCUAAAAUGUCUUUUUUAUAUAAAACAUCAACAUUU
Messenger RNA from Umbelopsis ramanniana AG, 378 nucleotides. RefSeq lists its product as uncharacterized. NCBI's taxonomy places the organism in Eukaryota, Fungi, Mucoromycota, Umbelopsidomycetes, Umbelopsidales, Umbelopsidaceae. The record is from RefSeq and is a predicted model, not a curated record. The annotation marks the transcript as partial. The transcript has a single exon.